AUGGCGGCGCCGGGCCUUGGGGCUGGGGCAGCCUUGGUGGGUGCAGGCUGUAGCGGUGGCGGCGCGGGCGAUGACUCCGGGUCCGCAGGGAUCCGGGCCUGGCUGCCCAGUCGGGUCCUGGAGUUGGUGUUUUCCUACCUGGAGCUGUUGGAGCUGCAGAGCUGCACCCUGGUGUGCAAGCACUGGUACCAUUGCCUACAGGGCGAUGAGAACAGCGCGGUGUGGCGGAGCCUGUGCGCCCGCAGCUUGGCAGAAGAGGCUCUGCGCACGCACAUCCUCUGCAACCUACCCAGCUACAAGGCCAAGGUACGUGCUUUCCAGCAUGCCUUCAGCACUAUUGACUGCUCCAGGAACGUCUAUAUUAAGAAGAAUGGCUUUACUUUGCAUCAAAACCAUAUCGCUCAGAGCACUGAUGGUGCAAGGACCAAGAUUGGUUUCAGUGAGGGUCACCAUGCGUGGGAAGUGUGGUGGGAGGGCCCUCUGGGCACUGUGGCAGUGAUUGGAAUUGCCACAAAACGAGCCCCCAAGCAGUGCCAAGGUUAUGUGGCAUUACUGGGCAGUGAUGAACAGAGCUGGGGCUGGAAUCUGGUGGACAAUAACCUACUACAUAAUGGGGACGUCAGUGGCAGUUUUCCACAAUGCAACAAUGCACCAAAAUACCAGAUAGGAGAAAGAAUUCGAGUCAUCUUGGACAUGGAAGAUAAAACUUUAGCUUUUGAACUUGGAUAUGAAUUCUUGGCGGUUGCCUUUAGAGAACUUCCAAAGUCCUGCUCAUAUCCAGCAGUUUCUGCUGUAAAUGGCAACACAGAAGUGACUUUGGUUUACCUUGGAAAACCCUUGGAUGGAUGA
Molecule: messenger RNA, 849 nt
Organism: Sciurus carolinensis (gray squirrel)
Lineage: Eukaryota; Metazoa; Chordata; Mammalia; Rodentia; Sciuridae
Product: F-box/SPRY domain-containing protein 1-like
Exons: 1
Coding region: 1-849 (282 amino acids)
Biological process (GO): proteasome-mediated ubiquitin-dependent protein catabolic process; synapse assembly involved in innervation
Cellular component (GO): synapse; SCF ubiquitin ligase complex
Molecular function (GO): protein binding
Source: RefSeq, a predicted model, not a curated record